This is a messenger RNA of Psilocybe cubensis, 684 nucleotides long. RefSeq lists its product as uncharacterized. The coding region runs from base 1 to 684 and encodes 227 amino acids. The transcript has 5 exons. NCBI's taxonomy places the organism in Eukaryota, Fungi, Basidiomycota, Agaricomycetes, Agaricales, Agrocybaceae. Gene Ontology annotation, molecular function: protein heterodimerization activity; DNA-binding transcription activator activity, RNA polymerase II-specific. Gene Ontology annotation, cellular component: CCAAT-binding factor complex; nucleus. The record is from RefSeq and is a predicted model, not a curated record. Gene Ontology annotation, biological process: regulation of DNA-templated transcription.
AUGGCAUCCUCAUCUAAUUCACAAAACACCCACCACUCUCAGCAGCAGCCCUUUGUGCAGCCAGGGGAACCGCUGAACGAGUUCUUGCGCUCGUUUUGGCAGCGGCAGAUCACGACGGCGGAGGAGGAGACGCCUGAUUAUCGGCACCCUCCGCUCCCGCUUGCACGGAUUAAGAAGGUUAUGAAGAGUGAUCCAGAUGUGAAGGCAUGCGAAAUAUUCAUAGCCGAAAUCACUGCACGCGCAUUCAUCGUCGCAGAUUCUAACAAGCGACGGACGCUCUCGCGCGCCGACAUCGCCAAGGCGCUCUCGAAAUCGGACCAGUUUGACUUUUUGAUCGACAUCGUGCCCAGGGAAGAGGCCAACUUUCCUGUGCCGCUCAAUGGCAGCGGGACAGGCGCGUCGGGGGGUGCGGCUGGAGCUGGAGCUGGAGCGGCUGGGGGAGCUGCAGGUACGGGGGCGGGGAAGAAGGGGCAGGGACAGGGACAGGGGAAACAGGACCAGGCCCAGAACGGCGACGACGCCCAUACCCACGCUCACGCGCAAGCGGAUGUGGACGACAGCGGUACUGGGACCGGCGGAGGAGGGAGUGGUAGGCCUGGAUCGAGCAAAGAGGUUCUAGACCAGCUGGAAUCGUUGCUGGGGAGUAAUGGCGCUGGUAGUGGGUCGCGGGGAUCGCUGUCGUGA